GUCCACUACAAGCAAUUUCCACCCACGACGACCACCACCCCGGCCGGGUAUGUGGCGCCGCCCCCGCCGAGGUUCUGCCCGGCGGAGUUCGUCUGCCCGGGCGGGAUGACGGUGAAGGACGGUGAUGUAAAACUCUAUCAGUGCCGGUCCCCGUAUGGUUGCGUGGCGCUCGAUUGCUGCAAAGUAUCGGAGAAGAGUGUGUUUCAAGACGUGGCGUUUUCUGGAAAAAUGGCGGAGUUUUUGGACGCGAACCACGUACUCGGUUUCAAGUACAAAACUGGGUUUGAUAAAGAACAGAUCUUUUCCACCGGUAGAGGUAUCCUAUGUAAAAACACCCCCACCCCAGAGUUGUCAUGCAAAUCUGCAUGCUGAGAAUGUCUCUCAUGCGGAGCCCCAUGAGAAGCAUUUUUUAUUCGCGUUUGGAAAUUUGUCAUGCUCCAAUCAACAUGGGAAACCGGAUCUGUGAUGCUGCUGAACUACCUCAAACAGCACUACACUACGAGCCCAAAUCUGUCAUGCAAAACAGCCAACACUUGUGGAUCUGUCUAGCCGAUUCCCCAUCUUGACUAUGGGGUGGGGACGUUUUUACAUAGGAUAAGAGGAUCGUCGAGUUCAUCUGCUGCGGAAUUCCUCUCUUCCACCACCGCUUUCUUAGAGUUCGACGCGAAGAAGGUACUGGAUGCGUACUUCACUGCCCACCAGUUCACAUCUUCGAACUCCCCGGUGACUUUGUCCACAACGGAUGCAGGGAAAAUCGAAUAUGAGAGCAUCAAACACUUCUCCACGAUCGAAAACGAUUUUUAUCUGAACCACGGUGGUCUUGCCGUGCAAAACCAGCUCCGAAUGAAAUCCCAGACGGAUAUCGACGCGAUUUUCGCCGAUUCCGCUCUGGAAAUUCAGUUCACGCCAAUCAGAGCGAUCCUCAAUUCCGCUUUCGGCGAGGCGUUAAUGGAUUUGACCGGUGUGGAGAAUCUCACGCCGUUCCACGUGAACAGCAGACUGAGGAAGAUCACGGGAACAGGUGCGGAUCUGAAGGUUGAGCUGGCGGUUUCGAUCCCCUACGCCACCCCGGAGUCCGGCUUUUUGAAGUUGAUCUUCAAGAAGCUGGACAGUACUAGUACCGCGGGAGGUACUACCAGCGCAGAUAACUCCGUUUUCGGCAGCCGGAUGAACAAAGCGUUAGCGAAGACGUUUGGGAUGAGCGACCCAAAUUCUGCGGAUUUUUAUCCUGUGUAAAAACGUCCCCACCCCAGAGUUGUCAUGCAGAUCUGCAAUUGCAGGAACAUUUGUAAUGCGCGUCCCCAAGGGAGGCAUUUCCAAUCGUGUUUUGGCAUUUGUAAUGCUGCGAACAGGAUAAGCAGAUGGAUUUGUGAUGCGGCCGUUCUUGCUAACAUGCACUACACUACGGACUGCAACUUGUCAUGCGUGGGUCCCAAAACUUCUGGAUUUGUGUUGCUACGUUCCCAACUUGACUAUGGGGUGGGGACGUUUUUGCAUAUGAUAACUUCGGAAUCAAAAUCACCGAAGACGCGAAGGAAACGCAAUUUGUGACCGCGAAGAUAAGAUUAUCGCCGGAAGUGAAGGAGUCGCAGGAACUAACAAGUACGAUUCCCAGUACUGGCGCAAAUCUCAAGCAGUCUGCUUUCUCCGACGAUUCCAUGCUGUCGGUAGCUCAGGCUGCGGGGAGAAGUGCUGUGUUGGACAUCCUGGGGCAGGCGGGGUCGAAGGUGAGCACGCCGUGGUCUUUGUUGGCCAUUCCGGAGGCGGUGCAGAAUGAAGCUGGUUCAUCUUCU
Molecule: messenger RNA, 1793 nt
Organism: Amoebophrya sp. A120
Lineage: Eukaryota; Dinophyceae; Syndiniales; Amoebophryaceae
Source: the annotation of a GenBank genome assembly